Molecule: messenger RNA, 2718 nt
Organism: Drosophila serrata
Lineage: Eukaryota; Metazoa; Arthropoda; Insecta; Diptera; Drosophilidae
Gene: Ndf
Product: Nucleosome-destabilizing factor
Biological process (GO): transcription elongation-coupled chromatin remodeling
Cellular component (GO): chromatin
Molecular function (GO): NAD binding; DNA binding; nucleosome binding
Source: RefSeq, a predicted model, not a curated record
AUGUCGAAGAACAAAAAACUGUCGCUGUCGGGCGGCGACACGACAGAGAAAUUUAUUUACAAACUAAAGGAUCUGAUAUGGGCCAAGAUGAAGGGCUUCACCCCGUGGCCGGGCAUGAUUGUGGACCCGCCAUUGGAUAUGCUCAGCCAGCAACGUCGCGCGAAUUGCAAGUGUGUCUUCUUUUUCGGUUCCCGAAACUUUGCUUGGAUUGAGGAAAACAACAUUAAACCCUUUGAGGGUCCCUGGAAGGAUGAACUGGCCAAGGUGAGCAAGCCCGCUGCAUUUAGGCACGCCAUGACGGAUAUUGAGAAGUACAUUGACGACCCCGCUGAAGUGGACGAGCAGGUCAAUGCCAGCUGCGGCGGGCCAAAUCAUGCCACCGAAGCGGACUUUGACAAAAUCCGCGAUGGUCUCGACAAUGAAGAGAGUGCUGCAGACGAUUCAGUUGCUGAUGGCAAUAAUGGUGUAGUGGCCCAUGUGGUCGGCAGUCCUGAGGCCGAGGGCUUAGAUAGGGAAAAUAAUGCAGACUCUGCAGCAUCACACGAAGAUGCCGCCGCCGCUUCAGCCGUGACGACGACGCCGGCGACCACAACAAAAUCAGGUGGCAAGCGGACGCCAAAGGCCAAGUCCGUUUCUGCUGUCGCUGUUAAGUCAGGCAAGUCCUCUUCCACAAAAUCAGCACAGAAACGGCGGACCUCCGCGCAACAGACCCCCACCGGAGCAUCGAGCGCCAAGCGUGGCAGGCGAGCGGCUUCCGGAGAGACAGCAGCGGACCAAGCCGGCACCAGCUCUUCGCCCAGGCGUCGUAUCGAGACUGACGCACUGAUGGCCUCGCUGGCGGCCAAACGGGCACCGAAUGCAAUCGCACUGCUGGACCGUCCAGUGGUCACGCGGCCAGAGACGCAGGCCAUCGACAUGAACUCGCGGUCGAACACGUUGGCCGAUCGCGAAAUCGUUCCAUCGGAUCAAACCUUCGGUUUCCUGGGCCUUGGCAUGAUGGGCUCGACCAUAGUUAAGGACUUGAUAUACACGGGGCACAAGGUUGUGGUCUGGAACCGCACCAUUGACAAGUGUCAGCCUUUCGUGGAGGCCGGUGCCGAAGUUAAGGACACUCCCAUGGAUGUGGUGGAAGCUGCUGAUGUUAUAUUCUGCUGCGUUUCGGACCCCAAAGGCGCCAAAGAUCUCGUUUUUGGCAACUGUGGCGUCCUGCAGCUAAAGGACCUUAACAAUAAGGCCUACGUAGAAAUGUCGACCAUUGAUCCGGAAACCUCCUUGGACAUUGGCGAGGGUAUCAAGCAGUGCAACGGUCGCUAUCUGGAGGCGCAAAUCCACGGGUCGCGUCAAGACGCAGCCGAUGGUAUGCUCAUCAUCCUCGCCGGCGGUGAUCGCACAGUGUUCGAGGAUUGCCACUCGUGCUUUAAAACCAUUGCUAAGAACACGUUCUUCUUGGGAACAGAUGUCGGAAAUGCUUGCAAGGUGAACCUGAUUUUGCAAACCAUUCUGGGAGUGAGUAUGGUUGGACUCGCUGAGGCGUUAGCACUGGCUGAUCGUUUCUCAAUUUCGCUGAAGGAUAUAAUAGACAUUUUUGAUUUAACUUCAAUGCGAUCACCGAUGCUGCUGGCCAAGGGGAAAGAAAUGGCCAAGGGUGACUUCAAUCCACAGCAGCCGCUGAGCCACAUGCAGCGCGACUUGCGUUUGGUGCUUAACAUGGCAGAGAAUUUGGACCAGUCUAUGCCUGUCACCAGCAUCACCAACGAGGUGUUCAAGCAUACCAAGCGCUUGGGCUAUAGCGAACACGAUUCAAGCGCCGUAUUCGUAAGAUCCAGAUUUUAACAAUUAGUUAACACGACUAACGUUUAAACUAUAUUUUAUCAUUUAGUUUAAAGCGUACACACCGAACAGAACCGACACUGACACACAGCCGAACAUAACAGUAAUGCAUUACCCUCACUAUCUACCCACUCACCCACCAACCUGACAGAAACGUUCGAUCGCAGGGGAUGCACAGGAUGUUAAUGGCCAUUCAUAUGAACCAUUGGCUGCGCUUGCGUAUUCCCUCCGAUUGGCAGCGUCGUUCUAGUUCGUUCAUAUAUUUCCCAACCUUUUCCCGCACCCGAAACUAGGGCUAUUUCAAAGCAGAUCAAGAUUUCGAGCCGAUGUGCAUUGUGGAGCGCUUGUCGCCGGCCCCCUAACCCGUCUCGGGGGACCUUCCUUAAAACGUCGUCGUUUGGCGUGAGUCUGGGGAAGGUUUUUUUAUUCAAGGCAAUGGCGGACCAUGCAUGAGUGUCGUAAACGGACCGACUUUUGCAUGAUUAUUGUAUUCGUCGGCGACAUCCUAAACAGCGAGAGGGACCGGGCAGAGUUCAUCGCAAUGGGCGAUGAGGUAGCUUCCCAGAUGUCACAACAAAGAAGUAUAUGCAUACAAAAACUGUAAAUGUAUAGAGUAACGCAUCCGAAUAAAUUGUAAAAAAAGAAUAAUAUAUUGUAAGGCACACAACUGUGUGUGUGAGUGUAGAGCCAAACGGAGCGCGGUCCCUUUUGUAUGCAACACGACCUUAAGACCUUCCCAAUCAUAUCCUUAUUUAUGCAUUUACGCCAAACUUUUUAAUAUUUUCUCCGUGUAACACUUUUGUUCAAAUGCACGCCAGGCACUAGAAACACAUUUUAUAUAUUUUUGUCUAAGAAUAAAGAGUAAGCUGAACGAUCAUUCAAAGUAAA